GGCAGAAAAAAGUCUUUUGCUCGCUGUUGAGUACCACAGCCACACAGAUUUUACACAUAAUCAGAGCCAGUCGAGUUUUGUGUAUAAAAUUCGAAAUUUUAAACUUAGUUGUACCAUUCAGUUAUGAGUCAUGUCGUACAAAAUGAUGUUCAUGGUCUAGGGCAGCGAGUGGCUUCUCUGGACUUGAACAAGCAAGGACAACAAGGAGAUAGUAAAUACGUACCUCCGCAUUUAAGAGGAAAACAAGGCUUUGCUGGGCCAGCUUACUUCGAGGGGCCACAGGGUGGUGGCCCCCCUCAAAGAGAUUUUAAUCGUGGGUAUCAAGGUGGCUAUAAUCAAGGUGGCUACAACAACUAUCGUGGUGGUGGUGGUGGUGGUGGCGGUUACAACAAUUAUCGUGGUGGUGGCGGAGGUGGCGGUUACAAUAACUAUCGUGGAGGCGGUGGCUAUAACAAUUAUAACCAAGGCUAUCAGAACAACUACAAUCGACGAGGUGGCAAUCAAGGAAAUUUUUCUUGGCAUUCUGAGCGAGGAGCAAGAUGGGAGAGUGGGGAUUAUAACAACACUCCUGAAGAUUGGUCGACACCAGGACCAAGGAACGAAAGGCUGGAAAGUGAGCUGUUUACAUCCGUGCAGUCAGGUAUAAACUUUGACAAGUAUGAAGACAUUCCAGUCGAAGCGACUGGCAGCAAUGCACCAAAUGGUAUUGAAACUUUUGAAGAAGCUAAUUUGGGAGAAAUUAUUACAAAAAAUAUUGAGCUUGCGCAAUAUUCUAAACCUACACCAGUCCAAAAGCAUUCUAUCCCAAUAGUUAAGGCAAAGCGAGAUUUAAUGGCUUGUGCCCAAACAGGUUCUGGCAAAACAGCUGCAUUUUUAGUUCCUAUUUUGAGUCGUAUCUAUGAAGAGGGCCCAUUUGAAGGAGCUAGUAAUAAUCGAUCUGGUGGUAGAAGAAAACAAUUCCCAAUUGCAUUGGUCCUGGCACCAACACGUGAACUAGCUUCUCAAAUCUAUGAUGAAGCCAGAAAAUUCGUUUACCGAUCUUGCAUUCGACCCUGUGUUGUUUAUGGGGGAGCUGAUGUUGGUACCCAGAUGAAAGACAUUGACCGUGGUUGUCACAUUAUUGUAGCAACACCAGGUCGACUAGUUGACAUGGUGCAAAGGGGAAAGAUAGGUCUUGAGUGUAUUAGGUUUCUUUGUCUGGAUGAAGCUGAUCGUAUGUUGGACAUGGGUUUCGAGCCACAGAUACGUGAGAUUGUAGAAAAAAAUGACAUGCCACCCACUGGUACAAGACAGACACUUAUGUUUAGUGCUACUUUUCCCAAGGAAAUUCAGAUGUUGGCUAGAGAUUUUCUGGAUAAUUACAUUUUUCUGGCUGUUGGACGAGUUGGCUCAACCAGCGAGAACAUUACCCAAAAAGUGGUAUGGGUAGAAGAACAUGAUAAAAGGGAAUUUUUGCUCGAUUUAUUGAAUGCUUCAGGACCCGAUUCAUUAACACUGGUGUUUGUGGAGACGAAGCGAGGCGCGGAUGCAUUGGAGGACUUCUUGUAUCGCUGUCCAGAGCAAUAUCGUGUAAGCUCUAUUCAUGGUGACAGGCAUCAGAGGGAAAGAGAACAAGCACUUUCCUCAUUCAGAUCUGGUGCCACACCCAUUUUGGUUGCAACUGCUGUUGCUGCACGUGGCUUGGACAUUCCAAAUGUAAAGCACGUGAUUAACUUUGAUAUGCCAAGUGAUAUUGAGGAGUAUGUUCAUCGCAUUGGACGUACUGGCCGUGUUGGCCAUACCGGACUUGCAACAUCAUUUUACAAUGACAAGAACAGAAACAUUGCGCGUGAUUUAAUCGAUAUCUUAUCUGAAGCAAAACAGGAAGUUCCCUCUUGGUUAGAAUCUAUGGGAUACCAAGCCCAACAACACCAAGCUGCUAAACGAGCCCAAAAAAGCAGAUAUGGUGGUGGCGGCUUCGGUGGUAGAGAUUACAGACAGUCAGGAGGUCGGGGAGGUGGUCACCAUGGUGGUAACAACUUGUAUAGCCAACCACCUGCAAUGCAUUAUGGAGGCAACCCAUAUGGUGGCUUUACCCACUACAAUCCACCCAUGAUGCAACAGCAAAGCGGAUACCGUGGUGGUGGUGGUGGUGGUAGUCGUGGUGGUAAUCGUGGUGGAGGCGGCCGCAAUACCACUGACGACUGGUGGGACAAAUAAACUGUGCACCUGUGAAGAAACGAAGAGUCAUCGAUGUUUUUAAUCAGUGCACUGUUGAUGAACUCCAUAUAUUAUUAACACAUAGGAAUCGUCGUCUAGUUGUUUGUUUUGUUCAGAGGAGCUUAUAUGGUUGUUUCAUUGGCGUGUCCCAUUUUGCUUGCUUGUCCUGCUUACCAUUCACGCGGUUUUGUAUGCAACCAAGAGUUUUGGUUUUACUUAAUAGUUCAUAAAAAGGUCUUAUUUGUUGGAAGAGGAGAGGAGAAAACGAUCUUGCGAACUUUAAAAAACGAUGUUCUUGAAUAACAGCAAGUUCUGCAUACUGUUUAUUUUUAUCUUGACUUCGUCGAGAUGUUAUUGUUGAUAUAAAGCUACUGCUCGAUAAAAAAAAAUGUUUAUUAUGAAAAGUUUCUGUUUUCUUUUCGACAAGCGUCCAGAGGACGAAAACUUAAAAAGGUGAUAAUACCUUCAUUGUAAAUAUGUAUGUAUACACGAAGUCCUUACACAUACCAAUGAAGGUAGUCGUGAAUUUACGUUUUUUCAAAGCAUGAACUUUAUUGCACUAUGUUUAGUUAUUCUAAUUGGUUAUAUUCGCGUUCGAAAUCUGUGGUAAUGGUGAAUGACUAUUGACACAUUCUGCACGUUACGUGCGAGUGUUUCCAUGUGUCUAAGUACUCACUCAUAAUCAAAUAGUCACUGAUGGUCGCAUAGUCACUCGCUAUUAUCAAAGUUGGUAAGAGAAGCACGGACUUUCCAUCGAUAACUGUCGAUGAAGUAUAUGCUUACUAUUUUUUAUACCUGUGCUGUUAGAUAACAGUUUUUAAAAAGUGUUAUUUAUAGAAAUGUUAUUAAAACGCGAAUAUAUAUUUAUUUUGUUUACUAAAUUAGAACUAAACAAGAAGAGAACGCAUAUAUUGACAUUUCGAUCACUUUCAACUGAUUUUAAAAAUUAUCCGUGUGCUGCUCGUUGGGAAAUAAAAAAUAAGAACCUAAACUUAGUGAAUUUACGUUCUUUAAAAGCAUGAACUUUAGUGUUUUGAACAUAGUCAAUCACUGUUGUUGCAGUUCGAGAAAGAAAAUCAAAACGAUAGGAGAUCGUGUUCUGUUGUCAAUAUUAUGCUUUUUUAUGAGAAAAUUAUUUUAGUAGCUAGUAGGUAUUAUACAAUGACUUCAAGAUAAAAAUGAAGCAUCGAUGCGGAGUCUGUAGAAGACAAUGUUUCGUGUUUUUUGUAUGUAUGUGGAUGAACGACCGGUCUGGUCUAAAACCGAACAGACGUUUUUUUAUGUAGUCUUGUUAUUAGCUUUUCCAAUUUUGCUAACUGCUUUCCCUUUUCCUUUUUUUUUUACACUAUCUUUAUUAUUCGAAUUGUCUUUCAAACGUUUUCCUUAGCCCUGAAGUUUCUUUUGUGUUUCUGCUUCAUUCAACGAACGCUUCUGUUGUCGUUAAUCAGUAAGAAAAAACGUUUUGUUUUUCUUCUUUCAAGAUUUAGGUAAAUUUUUAAAUUCUUGUAUUAAACCAGGAAGCUCCUUGUUAACAAAAAAUAAAUUAUUUGUUGAUGAA
Hydractinia symbiolongicarpus is the source of this 3757-nucleotide messenger RNA. Its product is annotated as ATP-dependent RNA helicase DDX3Y-like. Bases 124 to 2199 code for a protein of 691 amino acids. The transcript has 15 exons. Gene Ontology annotation, molecular function: ATP binding; RNA binding; RNA helicase activity. Lineage: Eukaryota; Metazoa; Cnidaria; Hydrozoa; Anthoathecata; Hydractiniidae. Gene Ontology annotation, cellular component: nucleus. The record is from RefSeq and is a predicted model, not a curated record. Gene Ontology annotation, biological process: cell differentiation; gamete generation.